GCCAUAGAUGCAGCUAUCCCGCAGUGCACCCGAGGGUCUACCAUACACACAUCCCUUGGUUCUGCUGCCUGCCGUAGUAACCUGGCUGCUGACGGGCCAUGGGAUGGGAAAAGGCGGGGGAAUCCGUGCGAUCAGCCGUUUGACCCGUCAGCAGAUCGCAUUAGCUCUGACGGUACCGUGAUCUCCACAGGCAGCUCCUGAGUUCCCCAGUGGCAUUUGCGCGCGUCGUCUAGCUGAUCGGGCAACUCCAAGGCUCUAUCUUAGCUUUCCACUGCGGAUGUGCCUCCAGGUCAUCCACAAUCGGACGGAUUGCCUCAGUAUUCGCGUAUGCUCUCCGCCACGUGGACAUCUACACCAUUUCUACCACGAUUCCUACAUCUUACUCACACCUAGAAAUGUCUCGGUACAUACUCAUACAUAGUCUCCGCUCUCUUCUGACUCCAAUGAACGAUCCGCUUUCUUCUCGCCUGAUCGUCCGCAUGAGCCGAUUACCCCAGUAAUCUUGUUUCGCAAGGACCCCGUCUCUCUGCGCUAUCCCAUCUCGCAAUCUGUCUGCCCGUCUCUCGUCGCCAAGCAGCGUCGCCUGGGUUGUUGAGGGGUGAGCAACACGGACACGGCCCAUGGCGUCGGCAGCGCUGUCGUCCACGCUGUCGCGCGAGUCAGCUGACUCCUUCUGGGACGACGACGACGUGCCGGCGCAUCGAACGGAUCCCUACGACCCCGAAUCCACGCAUCUCGCGAGAUCUGCCGGACCAGACGGACGGUCAGGAUUAGCUGACAGCCCCGAUGGCGAGCUCGACUCCCUCAUGCCCGGGGGAGGCCUCCGCUCCGCCCACCUCGGCGCUGCACGCGCGGAAAACGGCCAGCGCGCGGACGACUACCUGCACGGCGCCGACGGGCGCUUGGGGCACGGCGGAGGCGGGGGGGAGUUUGGCGGGAGAGAAGCGGGGAAACGGCUGCGCGAGCGGGAGAUGGAGCGCGCGUUCCGCGGGUGGCCGUCGUGCUGGCAGAUCUGGGGCGAGAUCCUGGACCAGAUGGAGCUCGGCGCGCCUCUGUCCGCCGCCAACCUGCUCAGCUUCGCGCGCUUCCUCUUCUCCCUCGCGUUCCUCGGCCGCCGCAGCACCCUGCUGCUCGCCGCCGCCGCCGUUGCAAUCACCUUCACUAAUGUCACCGGCUUCUCGCUCCUGAUAGGGCUAGCGUCCGGGAUAGAGCCCUUGUGCGCCCAGGCGCAUGGGGCGCAGCAGCCGAAGACCAUGGGGCUGCUGCUGCGGCGCUCCUCCCUACUGCUCACCCUCGCUUCCAUCCCCAUUGCCAUCCUCUGGUUUAACUCCCAAGCGCUCCUCCUAGCCGCGGGGCAAGACGGUCCCUUAGUGUCUGAAGCCGCCACGUUUAUUCUCUGGCUCCUACCAGACCUGUUUCUCUCCGCGCUAGUCAACCCGCUCCGGAUCUUCCUAAGAGCGCAGGGCAUAGUGCGCCCGGUGCUGGUAGGGGCCGCGCUCUCACUCGCAGUGCAUGUACUAGCGACCUGGCUUCUCGUGGCAGGGCCUGUGAGGCUGGGCUGCGCUGGCGCGGCUGCUGCUGCGUCUAUCUCCGAUCUGUUCCUCUGGCUGCUGAUGCUGUUUUACCUGCACUGCUUCACAGACGUUCCCAGGAGGUGCGGCCUCCUUGUUCCUCUCUCCUUCUCUGCUACCCCUCUCACCCCAGCAGCAGCAGCAGCAGCAGCAGCAGCAGCAGCAGGAGUCAGCUCCCCCCGGUCCCCCCGCCCCUCCAUCUCCUCCACCUUCCCCAUCUCCCCCGCCUCCCCCGCCUCCCCUCUCUCCCCCACGCGCCACCUCUCCGCGCGCCCCUCCGUGCUGGCGCAAUGGGGCCCACUCAUCCGCAUGUCCCUCCCCGCGUGCGCCACCAUAUGCCUCGAGUGGUGGUGCUACGAGCUCUGCAUGCUGCUAUCCGGCCUCCUCCCAGACGCCACCACCUCAGUCGCCGCCCUUGCCAUACUCUUCAAUCUAGACUCCAUACUCUACUCGCUCACGGCAGGCCUGGCUGCCGCAGCAGGCACCAGAGCAGGGAACCUCCUAGGCUCGGCUUUCCCGAUCCUGGCGCGGAACGCGGCGCUAGUUGCUCUCGGCUGCUCUCUACUGCUCGGAGUCACCCAGCUAGCUGUGCUCUGGGCGGCCAGGGAGCCGCUAGGCCAUGUAUUCACGCAAGAUGCAGCAGUGUUGGAAGUUGUCACUGCGCUGCUGCCCAUUCUAGGACUCUUGGAGGUUUUCAACUCGGUGCAGACGGUUAUGACAGGGUUGCUGAGGGGUUGUGGCCGGCCGGAUGUGGGAAUGUAUGUGAAUCUGGGGGCGUUUUACGUGCUGGGCUUGCCUCUGGGCCUAGGCCUGUGCUUCCUAGCAGAUCUGGGGUUGCUGGGGCUCGUGCUGGGGCUGCUCGCUGCUGUGGUGACUUGUAGCUUUUUCACGGUGUCUGCUGUGCUAUCCACGGACUGGAAAGCAGAGGCGUCGAAAGCAACGGCCAGGAUUGGUCCUCUGCCUGUCGCGGCUAUUGCUGAUGUGUUGUCACCAAGGGGAGGGAUGGUGGGAGAAGGGAUGGCGACGCAUCGGAGGAAUAGGGUGGAGGAGGGGAUGUAUGGGGUGCGUGAGGAGGAGGAGGAAGGGGAGGAGAAGAAUGGGGCUGGUGAGAGGGAGCAGGAGAUGGCAGCACUGACGGGAUCGAGGCUUAAUAAAUUUGAUCAAGUCCUAUGAGUGGCAGGGGGAUGCAAGUACCACGCUUCACUUGUUGUGGGAGAAAAUAAGCCAAGCCGACCGUGUAAGGGUUGUGCUAGGGAGGGAACGAGAUGCACAUGUGGUUACGGUUACUGGAAACCAGAUUCCCUGGUUUGUGGCCUCUCAACUGCCGCCCCAUGUCGGUUCGACCACAAUCUAUAAUUUGUUACUCGGUGGUGAAUGGUGGUGUGGUGGUGACCCUGCUCCUGCAAUUUCGAAGCUGAUACGUACUGUACCGUACCGUACCACCAUUUUCAUGAACAAUUCAACUUUUAUGACAUAUAGCCGCAUCUUAGAACUGAAUAAUGAAUGACAAGAGAA
Molecule: messenger RNA, 3086 nt
Organism: Closterium sp. NIES-67
Lineage: Eukaryota; Viridiplantae; Streptophyta; Zygnematophyceae; Desmidiales; Closteriaceae
Source: the annotation of a GenBank genome assembly